Molecule: messenger RNA, 2343 nt
Organism: Verticillium alfalfae VaMs.102
Lineage: Eukaryota; Fungi; Ascomycota; Sordariomycetes; Glomerellales; Plectosphaerellaceae
Product: MAM3
Exons: 3
Coding region: 1-2343 (780 amino acids)
Biological process (GO): magnesium ion homeostasis
Cellular component (GO): intracellular membrane-bounded organelle
Source: RefSeq, a predicted model, not a curated record
AUGACCACGAGGUCAUCAACGCGACCCGGAAAUGCCUCUGGCACAUUCGGCAUCGUCCGUACGGGCGUAAUUGGCCUGGCCAAGGCUCUCACCCUGGGUGUCUCCUCUGUUGCAGGCGCGCCUCUGGGCAUCAGAGAUCAUCAUGACGACGUGCCCGAGGAGACGGGUAGCACCCGAACCGUCCUCUUCAUCGUCUCUCUCGUGCUUGUCCUCCUCGGUGGCGCCUUUGCCGGCCUAACCAUCGCUUUGAUGGGUCAGGACAGCAUAUACCUUCAGGUCAUGGCCGGCGACCCGUACGAACCUCAGUCUAAGAACGCGAAACGCGUCUAUAACCUGCUGAAGAAGGGAAAGCACUGGGUUCUCGUCACGCUCCUCCUGUCCAAUGUUAUCGUCAACGAGACUCUGCCCGUUGUUCUCGAUCGCUGUCUCGGCGGUGGUGUGGCAGCUGUUGUUGGCAGUACUGUGCUGAUCGUCAUCUUCGGUGAAGUGGUGCCUCAGUCCAUCUGUGUCCGCUACGGCCUCCAGAUUGGCGGUAUCAUGGCCAAGCCCGUGCUUGUCAUGAUGUGGCUGAUGGCCCCGGUCGCCUGGCCCACCGCCAAGCUUCUCGAUUGGGCACUCGGCGAGGACCACGGUACUAUUUACAAGAAGAGUGGCCUCAAGACUCUCGUCACGUUGCACAAGUCUCUUGGCGAGGUUGGCGAGCGUCUGAACCAGGACGAGGUCACCAUCAUCAGCGCCGUUCUCGACCUGAAGGACAAGUCUGUCGAAACUGUCAUGACGCCUAUGGACGAUGUCUUCACCAUGGCCGAGGAUACUGUCCUCGACGAGAAGACCAUGGACCGAAUCCUAUCGGAAGGCUACUCUCGAAUCCCCAUUCAUGCACCGGGCAAGCCCAGAGACUUUGUGGGCAUGCUCCUGGUCAAGAUUCUCAUCACGUAUGACCCCGAAGACGCCUGGAAGGUCAAGGAUUUCCCUCUGGCUACCCUGCCUGAGACGCGCCCCGAGACCAGCUGUCUCGAUAUCGUCAACUUCUUCCAGGAGGGCAAGUCUCACAUGGUGUUGGUUUCUGAGUCUCCUGGUGAGGACUACGGCGCGCUUGGUGUCGUCACUCUUGAGGACGUCAUCGAGGAGCUUAUCGGAGAGGAAAUCAUCGACGAGUCAGACGUGUACAUUGAUGUCCACAAGGCGAUUCGCCGUCUGACCCCGGCCCCCAAAGCCCGACCUAUGAAGAAGGACAUGGAGGACGUGGCCAACCGCGCGAACGAGAACGGAAACGGCAAGCUCAUUGAUGUUGGCGAUGACGAAGAGCCCCAUGAUAAGCGCAUCAGCUCACUUGGCGGUCAAGGUGACGUCGCCAACAUGUCUACGAGUCCUGGAAAGACGGCAACGUUCCUGAUGCGCCGAAGCUCGGCAGGCCCCGAUGGACGGAUGCAGGCCACGACGGUGCCGGUCAAGGCCAAUCUCGAGGAGAUCAAGCGCCAGCUCAAGCACCUUGGCCCAUCAAACCGCAACACGAACCCCAGGGACACCAAGUCGACGACGGUCAAGAUUAAGAAGACGGCAAUGGGUGGACAAGUCGUUGUGCAACCUCCUGCGCAGAGGAGUCGCCCCGCCUCCGUGGCCGGCGACCUGAUCGAGUCUCGUCUUCUGGACGAUGAGGUCAUCGAGGACGAGAACACGCCGCUCAUCGCGCGACCCAAGCUCACAGGUAAGGGUGGCGUCCACGCAGUACGCAAGAGCUAUGUCGGGGCUGGCAUGAGCGGUGCCCAGGCGCGCCUCGCCGCCCAGGAAUACGACGAUUUGGUCCCCCUGGAAACGACGCAGGCCGUGCCCGAGCUGCAGAUGCCCACAAUCAAGGAUGCAGAGCCCCGCGGGGCCGGCGCCGGCACAAGCAGCAACACCAGCCCCACGUCGACCACGAAGCCGGACCUUACCGUCGCCGUGGACAACGGCCGGGCUAGCAGCCGCGGCAGCAUCACCAGCGCCAACGAGGACGGCGGCGGCGGCGGCGUCACGCCGCGCCGCAGGACGCUUGUUCGCAGCGGUAGCAUCAGCGAGAACAUUGUGGAGACGAGCAGCGGCGUGCGCAAGAUUGUCAUCCAGGCGGCGAGCUCCGACUCGGACAACGAGUCCAAGCUGUCGGCGGCGUCGGGCAACAGACAACCGGCCAAGAAGAGCGAUCAGGAAGACAGCAUAUCCUACGCGGCAGCGGCGCAGGAGUCGGAGGAGGCCGAGGCUGCGGACGAGGCGGGUCCUUCGACGGCGCCGUCCAACGCCGAGGGUACGCUGGUGGGGCCGAAGAAGAAGAAGAACAAGAAGAAGAAGAAGGGCGGCAAGGCUUAG